AUGUUCAAAAAUGCAUUUUUACAUGGUUCAAUAUCUGAUGAAGUUUACAUGAAACAACCUAUAGGUUUUGUUGAUCCUCAAUAUCCCACAUAUGUCUGUAAAUUGCGGCGCUCUCUGUAUGGUCUUAAACAGGCCCCUAGGGCAUGGUUCCAAUGUUUUUCUAAUCAUCUGGAACACCUGGGUUUCGUGGCCUCCCAAGCAGAUUCAUCUCUCUUUGUGUAUUGUCAUGGUUUAAUUCGUAUUUACUUAUUAAUCUAUGUAGAUGACAUCCUUAUCACAGGCAACAACAUUCAGUGUAUAAACACCUUGAUCAAGGACAUGGGCUCGGUUUUUUCAAUGAAAGAUCUUGGUCCUCUCCAUUAUUUUUUGGGUAUGGAGGUUCAUCGCUCUAGUAAUGGCAUUCAUCUCUCACAGUCUAAAUAUAUUUCUGAUUUGCUUCAACGUACAAACAUGGUGGACUGUAAACCUGUCUCCACUCCUGCAGUCAGUGGCAAACGUCUCAGCUUAUAUGACGGCGAACCAUUACAAGAUAUUACUAAGUUCCGGAGUGUAGUGGGUGCACUCCAAUAUCUCACUUUCACCCGUCCUGAUAUUGCCUUCUCUGUCAACCAGGUUUGCCAGUUCAUGCAUCAACCAACCACAACACACUGGAUUGCUGUUAAAAGAAUACUUCGCUAUUUGAAGUCCACACCAGAUCAUGGCCUUGUGUAUAAACCUGGACCUCUCACCCUCACUGCCUUUGCCGACUCUGAUUAUGCAGGAGAUCCGGAUGAUCGCAAAUCCACUGGCGGGUACUGUAUAUUUCUUGGUCCAAACCUUGUGUCCUGGAGUUCUAAGAAACAAAAAGGAGUGUCUCGCUCUAGCACAGAAUCAGAAUACAGACAACUUGCCAUAACUGCAGCUACUAUUUCUUGGUUUCGUAAGCUCUUCAAAGACCUGCAUCUUCAUCUAUCUCCUCCAAAGGUGUGGUGUGAUAAUAUUUCUGCAAUCUCCCUUGCCUCAAACCCUGUCUUUCAUGCCCGCACUCGCCAUGUCGAAGUCGAUUAUCAUUACAUUCGGGAAAAGGUCGCACGCCAGGAAUUACAAGUUGGUUAUGUUGCUACGCAAGAUCAACUUGCUGAUUUCCUGACCAAAGGACUGUCCACUUAUCGUUUCAAUUAUCUUCUUUCCAAGCUUCCCGUUCGCCGGCAACCGCUCAACUUGCGGGGGUGUGAUAAACCAAGUGUUGUGAAUGACUCUGCAUGA
Messenger RNA from Malus domestica (apple), 1245 nucleotides. The record is from RefSeq and is a predicted model, not a curated record. Lineage: Eukaryota; Viridiplantae; Streptophyta; Magnoliopsida; Rosales; Rosaceae.